Brugia pahangi is the source of this 654-nucleotide messenger RNA. The record is from the annotation of a GenBank genome assembly. NCBI's taxonomy places the organism in Eukaryota, Metazoa, Nematoda, Chromadorea, Rhabditida, Onchocercidae.
AUGUCCGGAAUAGAUUAUGCCAGUAUCCGGUCCAAUUCAAUGUUUGGAGCAUCAACCGCUAUAACCAGUAUUCCCUCAUCAAGCAAUGAAAAAUCUAUUUCAAAAAGAAAAAAACGCCGUCAUCGAACAAUUUUCACGCAAUUUCAAGUAGAUGAAUUGGAGAAAGCCUUCCAAGAAGCUCAUUAUCCUGAUAUGUAUGCUCGUGAACUAUUAGCUAUGAAAACUGAAAUUGCUGUAGAUCGGAUACAGGUUUGGUUUCAAAAUCGUCGAGCUAAAUGGCGAAAAACUGAAAAAACAUGGGGUAAAAGUACAAUAAUGGCAGAAUAUGGUUUAUACGGUGCAAUGGUUCGACAUUCAUUACCACUACCAGAAACAAUUACACGAUCAUCGGAAAAUCCAAAUGAAUCUACUGCUCCAUGGCUUUUAGGAAUGCAUAAGAAAAGCCUUGAAGCAGCAGCACAUUUGGAAAAUGGUGAAAUUGAUAAGGAAUCAAAUGAGGAUGACAAAUCGGUGGAAGCAUGCUCACCUGGUAUUUCAAAUAAUAAUGAUAAUAACAAUAAUAAUCAUAGUACUAAUAACAUUAAACUAUCUGCUUAUCAUCAAUAUGAUAAUUUACAAUAUGUAAACACUAAUACCAAUGCUACUAGGCAAUAA